Messenger RNA from Cutaneotrichosporon oleaginosum, 415 nucleotides. RefSeq lists its product as uncharacterized. The record is from RefSeq and is a predicted model, not a curated record. NCBI's taxonomy places the organism in Eukaryota, Fungi, Basidiomycota, Tremellomycetes, Trichosporonales, Trichosporonaceae.
AACCGCAUGUGCGCAAAGCGCCACAGAAUAUAGCUGUACGCUGGCGACAGUAGAUGGAGACAGGCUCAACAUCCGUCACAGCAGCGGAGUGACUGACACUCGAUGCUCUCCUGUGCUCGAAGGACAUGGGUUGCGCGCUAAUCGGCGGCUGCUCGGGGGCAUAUACCACGCAGCGCGUACUUAGCCAAAGCCACCCGCGCGCCUCGGUCGACAUAGCAAACCGUUGGCGCGGUGAGACUCGGUCCAUGUACCAACAAGACUUGCGUAGGAGAGAAUGGUUACACCAUCCAGCUUGCACGCGUCUUUGCCUCAUUGCGCUGUUCCAUCUUGGGAUCGCGGCUGUUCACUUCAAGUCGCGCCACCGCGCUUAGCCAUCUGUCCAAAUCAUAGGGCCCGCCUUGGCGAGCAGCGGCGA